Messenger RNA from Argiope bruennichi, 1844 nucleotides. RefSeq lists its product as uncharacterized. The coding region runs from base 187 to 1614 and encodes 475 amino acids. Gene Ontology annotation, cellular component: cytoplasm. The record is from RefSeq and is a predicted model, not a curated record. Gene Ontology annotation, molecular function: ubiquitin protein ligase binding. The transcript is spliced from 2 exons. NCBI's taxonomy places the organism in Eukaryota, Metazoa, Arthropoda, Arachnida, Araneae, Araneidae. Gene Ontology annotation, biological process: proteasome-mediated ubiquitin-dependent protein catabolic process; regulation of proteolysis.
GUCAAACAUUGCUCGCCAAUAAACAGCAAACCAAUCGCAAUUACAGUUGCAGUUAAUAACGCUGGCAGAGUUCUGGCUUAUUCUGUUUCUAGGACGCAUAUUGAUUAGCUAGUUGAAGAAAUAGAAAAAAAUCAUACUGAUUUGCAAAGUGAAUUUUUAGCAAUAUCGUCGUCGUUUUGAUCAAAUAUGCCUAAACAAUAUGCAAGUGGAUUCCAGAUUAAAUGGAUGAUUACACAUUUUUCUAUAGCUAUGCAGAAGACUGAAAUAAUGUUCAGGAGUCCACCUAUUGUUGUCGAUGUUUUAGGUGGAGUUAAGUGGUACCUUUCUCUUCAUCUACGAGACAUAGAAGUUGCUGAAUAUAUAGGUGUAUAUCUGACAAGAGAUGAUGAUCUGGUGGGUAUUCAAGUACCUAUAAAAUUCACAAUAGAAUUGCAAACAGCAGAUAUGUCGCUUCGAGAACGAAGAGAAAGCCUCGAAUCAGUUUUUGAAAGAAACACAACUUGGGGCUUUGAUAGAUGCAUCAAACGAAGUUUCUUGUUAGAACAUAUGAAUUCAACGCUCUUGCCUGAUAAUAACCUCCUGAUAUACUGUAAAAUUGAGCGAGCCGGGUUUACUGAUUAUAUUCCCGAAACAAUCAUGAAUACGAAUAAAUUGGAAUUCAUUUGGUCUAUUCGGCCUUGGAGUAAGUUCAGCUAUCUAUGUGAUGUCUACUCAAAAGUGAACUUCAUUCGGGAAUGCAAAACUUCUUUCUGUGUGUUUAUUUGCACAAAAGAUGUUUCUGACCAAAAUAUGAUUCUAAAAGUGACGGAAGAAGGCCCUAAAAGGAAUUUCUUAAUAUGCCGCAUGUCCAUUUUGGAUACAAAAGGCUGUGAGGUGCUUCUUCGUGAGACCCGGCACCAAUUCUCCAAAGAAUCGGAUACUACAUUUGCUAAUCUUUUCCCCGAAGAAAAAAUAUAUAAUUCAUAUUUGAAAGAUGACACCUUGACCUUAAGAUGCAAUCUUAGUGUGGCCGCUACCAACAUCCAUCAGACAAAACAUGCAUCACCCGAUGAUCAAAGUAAAGAAGAAAAAGUGAUACAGGAGUGCUUCGAGCAUAUGUAUAAGCAUAGCAUUUUGUGUGAUGUGAAAGCAAGGGCGGGCAGCAAAAUAGUUAUUUGCCAUAAGUAUGUUCUUUGCAAGAGAUCCCUAGUUCUGAAAAACAAAUUGACCCGAUCGGAACAAAUAUCUGAAGGCUAUGUUGUAAUUGACUUCGAUGAUUUAGACGGCAAUACAUUGCAACAAAUGAUAGAUUUCAUAUAUUCUGACGAACUAAGCGACCUAGAUUAUGCUAGUUCAAUGAAAUUGUUUACAGCUGGUCAUAAGUAUCAAAUAAAGUGUCUCGAAGAAAAAUGUUCAUCGUAUCUGAGAACAUUUUUCAGCUUUCAGAACAUUUUCGAUAUCUUAAUCGCAGCUCAAAAGCACAAAGAUAGAGAUUUGAAGCGAUGUGCUAUCAUUUAUAUUAAUACGUAUUUUUCUCGCAUAUGUUUAACUGCUGAAUGGGAACAAUUUAGAACAACGAAAAAGAAGAUGGCAGUAAAAAUAUAUAAACUAAUUCAAAGAUCGAAAGGGAUCUAAUUUUAUUCAUAUUCCCGUCACUGCUGCCGUCGAAAUAAUCAUGCAUUCAGCUUAGCAAGAAAUUCGUGAAUAUAGGGCUUAAGGAAGUUAUAUCAAGUCAUGCAUUUCUAAAAUACAUUUUUUACGCAUCGAUACAAAUUUAGAUUCAAGUAACUAAAAGGAAUUCUUCGAUUUCAUGAAAUUAUGAAAGUGCUUUUAAAAUUUAUACAGAACUAUUCAUUUUUAAUGGA